GUCCAGCGGCGCGUCCACGUGUGCGCCAAGGCGUCCUCCGACUUGGGCGGCGAGAGACUAGCUGCGUCUCUAACAGUCCCGGACCCCCGGCCUGGCACCGGACGGCCCCCCGUCCACCUCCUCCGUCCCCGAUCCGGGCGCGCCGGGGCGCCGGGCGCAGUUGUCCUCACACGCGUAAAGCGCCAGAGGGCGUUUCCGGGUAGAGGAAACCGACACUUAUCGCGCGUCUGCGGAGUGGCCGCGCCUGCCUCCUGCAGCUCCGCCAAAUGUUUCCUCAGAAGGAAUCUGGGGCACCUGCCACCUGCAUGGGCCCAGCCUCCACACAGGACCUGAACAGUAGCUAUGGGGAUGGUAUGGCAGGAGAAUGCUCCAGAAAACCAGACCAGAAGCUGCCGGAACUCCGUGGAAUGGGUGAUCUCACCAUGUUCUCCUCUGACAGCUCCUACCUGUCCUCAAGAGGAAGAAUGAUUAAAUGGUUCUGGGACUCAGCUGAGGAGGGCUACAGGACCUACCACAUGGAUGAGUAUGAUGAGGACAAGAACCCCAGUGGCAUCAUUAACUUGGGCACCAGUGAGAAUAAACUCUGCUUUGAUCUGCUGUCCGAGAGGCUAAGUCAGCAAGACAUGCAAUGGGUAGAGCCAUCCCUGCUGCAGUACCCUGACUGGAGGGGACAUCUGUUCCUCCGGGAGGAAGUAGCCAAGUUCUUGUCCUUCUACUGCAAGAGCCCGGCACCCCUCAAACCAGAGAAUGUGGUUGUUCUGAAUGGCUGUGCCUCCCUCUUCUCAGCUCUGGCCACCGUGCUAUGUGAGGCGGGGGAGGCUUUCCUGAUCCCUACCCCAUACUAUGGAGCUAUCACACAGCAUGUCUAUCUCUAUGGCCAUGUCCGGCUGGCCUACGUCUAUCUGGACAGUGAGGUCACUGGGACAGACACACGCCCCUUCCAGCUCACAGUGGAGAAGCUGGAGAUGGCCUUACAAGAAGCUAAUUCUAAGGGUGUAAAGGUCAAAGGCCUCAUCCUUAUCAACCCCCAGAACCCUCUGGGCGACAUCUACUCCCCGGGAGAGCUGCAGGAGUACCUGGUAUUUGCCAAGAGGCACGAGCUGCACGUGAUUGUGGAUGAGGUCUACAUGCUGUCUGUGUUUGAGGACUCGGUUGGAUACCGAAGCGUUCUAAGCCUGGAAGGGCUGCCUGACCCCCAGAGGACCCAUGUAAUGUGGGCUACUAGCAAGGACUUUGGGAUGUCUGGGCUCCGCUUUGGCACGCUGUACACAGAAAACCAGGAUGUGGCUACCGCUGUGGCUUCCCUCUGCCGCUAUCAUGGUCUCAGUGGCUUGGUCCAGCACCAGAUGGCACAGCUGCUCCGAGACCGUGAUUGGAUCAAUCAGGUGUACCUGCCGGGAAACCAUGCCCGGCUCAAGGCUGCCUGCGCCUAUGUCUCUGAAGAGCUCAGGGCCCUGCGGAUCCCCUUCCUGAGUCGUGGGGCCGGCUUCUUCAUCUGGGCUGACUUGAGAAAGUACCUGCGCAAGGCCACCUUUGAGGAGGAGAUGCUGCUCUGGCGUCGCUUUUUGCACAACAAGGUACUGCUGUCCUUUGGCAAAGCCUUUGAGUGUAAAGAGCCUGGCUGGUUUCGCUUCGUCUUCUCAGACAAGGCCCAGCGGCUUCGCCUGGGGAUGCAGAGGGUCCGGCAGGUGCUGGAGGGUGAUGCCCAAAUGGCAGAAGAUUCCCCCGCCUUGGCAGACCCAGGAGCCAAGUGAUCAGUGCAGGUGAGCUGGCUGUUGCCUGAUGGACACAGGGCCUAGCAGCCACUGCUGACCUGUGGUGUUCUGGGGCUGCAGAAGACAAUGGAUGUGCCAGUUGCCAGGAAGAUAACCCAGCGAGGCUUUGCCGUUGAAGAAGAACUGCUGCUUGCCUUUCUCUGUGGCAUCCAAAGACUCCUCAAGCUGUGGUUCAACUUGGGCCAUCCCUCUUCCCUAUUAAACAAAACUAGAUGCCUC
Molecule: messenger RNA, 1994 nt
Organism: Otolemur garnettii (small-eared galago)
Lineage: Eukaryota; Metazoa; Chordata; Mammalia; Primates; Galagidae
Gene: ACCS
Product: 1-aminocyclopropane-1-carboxylate synthase homolog (inactive)
Exons: 15
Coding region: 267-1754 (495 amino acids)
Biological process (GO): biosynthetic process; amino acid metabolic process
Molecular function (GO): pyridoxal phosphate binding; transaminase activity
Source: RefSeq, a predicted model, not a curated record